CUCAGGUGGAGAGGAGUGUCACUCUUAUUAAAUCCAACAUAAAUGCAGCAAGGGAGUUUUAUUGUCAUCUCCCAGAAUUUCUCAGUCUUGACGAAAUUGUAAAAUACAUGGUUGUCCUCUGCCGAUAUGUCCUGGAGGGCUCUCGACAACUUCAGUCAGGCAACAACCAAAGCAUUCAGUCUAGUGAGGAGAAUGGCGGCAGGAAUAACAGCAGCAGUGGUAAUGACUCGGUCGAACAGCAACCUGGUAAUGGGGCUGCUUCAUCUCGCCGGACAAGGAAACAGAGGAGAACUUCAAAGGAUGCUUCUGUUCCCAGAGCUGAGGAGCAUGAUGAAGAUGACAACGAGGGGGAGCAGAAAGAGAAUGACGGUAGCACAACUGAUGACUUCUGUGGCAUCGUAGAGGCCCUCUAUUUGAUGAUGACAGCGGUGCUGAAGCAGCUUAGUCUGCCAGAAAACAGGCAGAUGAAAGAAGGAUUGUCCAAAAAGCUAAGCAUCAUGGUGCGAGAAUUGAUGGCUGUAUCACAGGUCAGUGUGCUCUCAUACUGUGGUAGAUAUUAAUAUUGGUUUCAACUUUCUUCCCAAUGUUGUAUAUUAAAUUCAACCUGCUCAUUAGGAUCUUAUUGACUAGCAAAGGACAAGUUUAGGGUUGCUUAGGGUUGAAAUGGGUAGAAAGACUUUGACUUGGUAUGCUUGUAAUUAGUUUUUGUAGUGUUGCGCUUGUUUUAAAUGUGGUAAAUUGUAGAUUUUUUUUUUUUUUACUUUGUACCGAGCUUUGGGGAUGAAGAGUGUUUUUGAAAUAAACUUUAUUUAUUAAGUUAAUGUUAGGUAAAUAGGGUUAGAUUUGAUUGUGAUAUAGUAGCGGAAUACCAAAUGAAAAAAAACUAUUAUUUAUAUACCGUAAGUAGGAUUAAGCUUUGAAUUUAAGACAAAACAAAUGUAAAUUUUGGCUAAAAGCCUUCUCCAUAAAGGGAGAUCACCAACACAUUGUAGCAGUAAUGAUUAAUCCAAAAAUACUGUUUCCAAUAUGUGACAGGACCCUAACCUUGACACUGCCCUGGUAGCCCUAGCGGGUCAUCUCCCUGCAAAGGCAUUGCCCCUAGUCAGUCAGAAUUUGCUGAAGAGUUUAAAGCGUGGCUCUCGAACUGGCCAGGUGAUGGACACAACUGUCAUAAAAUCUCUCAUCUUGUGGGGAAAGGCGGACUCUCUUCUUGAAAUGGUCAAGGAAUCGUUUGAGAAGGCCUUGAGCCGGAAUCAGGGACAGGACCCCAAACCCCUGGGUGGCAGUGCAAAAAAACAAUCCAGAAAGAAGAAAACUGUUGGCUUCACCACAGAGCCAGAGGAUGUCAUUGAUGUGAAUCUUGCCAUAGACAUAGUUGUGAAGUCCAUUGAACCGGCUGAGAACAGGAGGAUAUUGCUUACUAAGCACAAGGUUAGUCUUAUGUCUUUAGUGCAAGCUAUCAGCCCAGUGAUGCAGCACAUUAGAGAUUUCCUGACCAGCAACAUAAGUGCCGAUAAAUCAGUGUGCGAUUCAAGCUUGUGGGUUAAACUCUUCACCUUGUACCUAAGGCUUUCUGCGUUCAUAUGUACACAAAUCGGCAAUGUGCAAGGUGAAGCAGGAGAGGAGCAUGUCUGCACUGAGGACCCUGAAGGUAAUGCUGUUCAUGCUGAAGCAAAGAGGGCAGUCCACACUGCUAUUGGCUGGAUCACUAGUAGUGUUGUGCCAGUUUUAUCGAAGACCGCCUCACAAAACACGGUUAAAUUUGAGCUCUCUGUCCAACUGGUAGAAGUUACUGUGAAACUCUGUCGAAACCUGCUCUCAACUGGCAUGUAUGAUGAGGCUUUGUUAGAUGAAAUGGCUCAACUUUGCAGCAACAUCUUGGCGUGCCCUUCAUCUCACCUGCUCUUGAACAGUUCUUUAGCAUGUGUGUACCAGUUUACACAACUGCGCAGGCCUGAUCAGGCUGAAGCUGCUGCAUCCAAAAGUCAUUUUGAUGAACUUGUUUACAACUGCGUAAGUAAAUUUAUGGAAAUGCUGAUCAAGAGAGUCCAGAGCGAUGAGACCUUGGGAAAAUCUGAAAAGGAUGAUGCUGAAGCUAAUAGUGUGUCUCAGCUCAUCUUAAAAGUGAACCCAGGCCUGCAUAACAUUAUAACAGAACUCACCAGUCCACGGAAACCUGUGGCCUUGGCUGAGAAAAUGCUGACCAGUGUUCUGAAUUGUAUUGUCAGUGAGACAACAUGGAGUUGCAAAAAGAAUGGAUUCAGCAAGGAAGGGGAACUACCUCCUCUGACGACAACUUUGAUGGCUCUGAUAAAUAAGAAGAAACUUUCAAUGAAAAAGUAA
This is a messenger RNA of Lymnaea stagnalis (great pond snail), 2343 nucleotides long. The record is from the annotation of a GenBank genome assembly. NCBI's taxonomy places the organism in Eukaryota, Metazoa, Mollusca, Gastropoda, Lymnaeidae.